Cylicocyclus nassatus is the source of this 5450-nucleotide messenger RNA. NCBI's taxonomy places the organism in Eukaryota, Metazoa, Nematoda, Chromadorea, Rhabditida, Strongylidae. The record is from the annotation of a GenBank genome assembly.
AGGGAUGUAUUCCUCUAUACGAUCAAGAAGUGGUAGCGUCGAGAGAGCAGAGCGAACACCUGCUUCGAGUAUGACACGGUCGACCUAUACACCUCGGGAUACGGCAUUAUCGUCUCACUCAUAUCGAGCCAGUUCCGUUGAUCCCUAUGCAACAAGUGGAAGCAGUACAAGAAAACCAAUGACAUCGACACCGUACUGGACAGAUCGAGUGUCGACGACGCCGUCGUCGACGUCGUACUCGAGACCGACCUAUUCGGGAAUGUCCCAUUCUUAUCAUCAUGAUUACUCGACGCCAACACGGACCGCCGGCAGAUACAGCAGCACGGAACAACUUCACUAUAAAUCACCAUACAGUAAAACUAGUUCUGCUUAUGGUAGCACAUCCCUACUUCGCUCUAGUCGAGCCGGAAGCACAGGAGGUAUUUCCGCAUCAGACUACAAUCCAUCUUCUUCUUUCAGCUCCAGUAGCCUGGCUAGAUAUCGUCCCUCUUACUCCUCCUCUACCGGAAUCUCUUCCUACCAGCCAAGGAACAGUUUCGAAUAUCGAUCGAAAACUCCGGGUUAUGAGAGGAGUACCCCAACACGAGUCAGUGCUUUCGAACGUGAAUGUCGAUCAAUGUCUAGAAGUGAGAAAACACCGAUUGAUGAGGACGAUGAAGUGGAGAAGACGUUUCAAAAACUCUACCACAAGUACGUAAAGGAGGAUGAUUCUGACAGAGAGAGUGACAGAAGUGGUGGAGGAAGCAAUAAUAAAGCAACUAUUCGUCCCUUCAUCUCACAUAGCGAAGCGGAAGAUGGUGGACUGUCGUCAGAAGAAGAACAAAGCCCUGACGAACUUGAUGAGUCAUUUGCUGAGCAACUUCGUACUAUUCGACAAAGGGCGGACACAUCCAUCACUCCCCGUGGCUCCAGGAAAAACUCACCAGAUGCGACUCCGAAAUGUUCGCCUAUGAUGCCACGGAAACGAGAAGAUCUAGCAGGCAAUAAUACACAAAGUAUGAAGCAGAUGGCGGAGAAGAAAGAAACGUCUAACACUGAUGUGUCCGCAGCGACAGUGAAACCAGUUGCAACCGAGGGCAAGAACAUUAGUCGCGACUCAUCGACCACAAAACUGACAGAAGCAAUUGAGAAAAAGAAAUCACCAGCACCAACAGCAUCCGCAAUCGAAAACAACAAAGCAGCUGACUCAAAAACCAUCAAGCAAACGCCAUCCAGAAGUGUCAGCCCGAAUGUUGCGCCAGUGUCAGCGCAGAAGAUGAGCUCAUCUUCUACGAAAACUUCUGCAAGUAAUUCAACAGCGAAGGAGGAAACGGCAGCUUCAGCAAAACCAAUUCAAAGUUCUGUCUCGGCUUCACCUAAAGCACCAUCGCUUGCACCAACCAAAGCUCCAUCUGCUGUCAGUGCUGCUGAAAAGAAGAGUGAUACACCAACGCCAACCAGUAAAGAAGUUAUCCAAACCAAACCAACUUCACCCGCUACCGUAACCAAAAGUCCCUUACCCACAGCCAGCAAGGAAUCCACUCCAGCCAAAGCUCCCCAGACAUCGCAACCAACGACAAAAAGUCUUACACCAACCCCAACCAAGAAAGAAACCACGCCAGCUGCUGCAAGUAGUAAAAUACCCGUUUCUACCAUGGAUCCUACUCCAAAAAACAAAUCCCCUGCUGAGACUGCGAAAGCAAAAAGCGAGGAAAAAGCAGCUCCACUACCCAUUAUAGUAACAUCGUCCGUAGAAAAUGCAACAGAGCGAAAACAGUCAGAGCCUACGGCUGAGUUCACAAUUUCGCUGAAUGGCGUGAGGAAGAGAGAAGGAACCCGAUCGUCAAGUCCAGAACGUCACAGAGAGGGUACGCCACAAUUUCUUACUGUAGAAGGCAAAGAGCCAAGGAAACUAGACUCUCAUCAUCAUCAUAAAAUGCGUUCAGCAAGUCCGUUGAGCGAUCAUUCACAAAACGAUAAUGCGCAUGAAGACGACGAUGCUAAAAAAGCACAUCGCAAGCGACGCGAUCCAAACCGCACUCUCGAAAAUCUGAAAGAAAAACUUGAAGAGGAAAAGAUCAAGCCGGGAGCGGAAAACCACAAUCGUGAAGGCUCGCCAGCAAGUGAGGAUUCCACCGAGCGUAAGAAUCAACCAAAACCUCCGUUGCUGAUGGUCACCGACGCAUCUGCGCCAUCAACUCCAAUGACCACGACUGUACAGCUGUGGGACGAAUCGACCGAAGGCGAAUGGACUGAGGCGGAGGAUGAGGCUGACUAUGGAUCCGACUAUGAAUACUCAGUGUCGCAGACGUUCAGUCUCAGGGAUUGCAUGCCAAUAGGGGACCUGUAUCCGCUGUCGCGUUCAUCUUCACGAUGUUCUACUUUCGCGUCGGAUUACGACAGCGACUCCAGCAUGCCACUAUUCUUACUUCCAUCGAGAGCUGAAGAAUCUCGUGGACGAGUUGAUCGACUAUUGGCCAAUCCACCUCCAUCUUUCACGUGUUCAAUCACUUAUGAUGGACAAGAGAGCUGGGAUGAAGAAAGUUUGCAUUCUUGCACCGAUUUUGACGACGAGUUUUCCGGUCGACAUUCUCGAUUCAGCCGCCCCGGAUCUUCUGCAUAUCUCAGUCCAACAACAUAUUCGUCUGAUGAGGACUUCGACGGUCAGCACUAUCAUGACGAAGUGGACGUUGGCUGUACGCUUCGGUUAGUGGACAAAGCAGCGAUGCGGGGUGACAGCGAAGAAGACUCAGAAUACUACGAUGACGAAGAGUACUCCGACGAAGAAUAUUGGGAAGAGGAGGAAUACGACGAGGAAGAGGAGUAUGAAGAGGAAGAAGAGUAUGAGGAGGACGAAGAAGAGGAGGUUGAAGAUGAAAUGCAUAGCUUAGAGGAAAGCGGCGACGAAAGUAGAAAGUCCCCUUAUCCAUUAGUUGUCACCAGACCGGAAGAUAUCGAAGUGGAGUGUCUGAGUUUUGAAGAAGCUGAUGCUGAGUUUGAGGUGGACGCGACAUUUGAGAUAGCUGAACCGAAACUGAUCGAAAAACCGCAUGAAAUUCCUGAGAAGCACCGUGAGGUCACCUACACCGAAGAUCUCGAGCUGAAAACAGAAGAGGAAAAAGCUGAACAAUUACGACUUGAGCAAGAAGAAGCAGCUAAAGCCAUAAAGAAGCGAGUCGUCAAAGAUGGACACAGUGAAAAAGCUGGAGCGACCAGAAUUCCUCAGCACGUCGUGCCAGCCGAGGAGAUGGUGCAACUGGACGAAAGCGAAAUUUUGCCAGAGGAGGAGAUUUGCGAACUUGAGGCGCGUCCGUACGAGGUCGAGACUGGCAAAACGGAAGUGAAUGUUGUGCCGACGUAUGUUAGGCCAACUACCGAAAAGGUGCCGGAGGAAUCAGCAAAUCGACUUGCUGACAAGAAGGUGCCUACUGAUUUUGCAUACAAACAUGUGAUCCAACCGCCAAAGCUUGAAACGGCAGCCGUGCAGAAAAUUGAGACGAAAAUUGCACCCGAGAAGCUACCGGAACUGCCUGCAAACGAGAAGAGAACAGAAAAGACACCAGCGAUUAAGUCAGAUAAAGCCAAGCCAGGUGAUACCAAGGCCGAACAAUCGUUGGAAAGACUAAGCGGCGAUGCGAAAACGACAAAGGCAACCGAAGAUAAGAGUGGAGUGCGAAAAUCGGCGCUUAACAUGACAGCCGAAGAUGCGAAAAAGAAAGCCGCAGCCGACGAGGAAGCCGCUAAACAAAAAGCACGUCGUCUUGGAACUGUCAGCUCACUUCUGAAUAAAUUUACUGAACCAGAAAUCAAGGAAGAACCGAUAACAUAUAAACGCUCGCCCUAUUUGGAACAGAAAGAAAUUGAACGACCUAAGAAAAAGUACAACAUCGUCAAACCUCCAGUUGAUGACGAUUUUGAUAAGCAGAUGGAAGAGAUUCGAAAACAAAUGAAGACCGGGUCAAAUCAGUUCCAGAGCCAGUUGUUGGACCUCUCUAAGGGUAUUACUAUAUCGGCCGAAGACAUGAAGAAACGCGCAGAAAGUGAGAAGCAUAAGAUGAUCAUCGAUUCCGUUACUGGAGCGUUUGUAAAAGCAGACGAGGAGAAAGCACGCUGGAAAGAACGACGAGAUGCUGAAACUGAACGUGAGCUGGCAAGAAUCGAAGCCGAGAAACCACAUAAGAAGAAGGUCAUGAUUGAACAACCGAAAAAGGAGCCAGAAAAACCCGCCGAACCAAAACGAACUGUGCGAAAAAUUGUCAAAGAUAAGCAAGCCACCGCCGCACCAGCAGCUGCCAAAGUUCCAAGCUUCGCCAUGGUGCCGAAACCUCUUCAGGCUCCACCGAAGACGGCGGCGGGACCUACGGUAGCGCCCACACCGGUAGCCCCAGCCAAAAUGGCGCCAACGGCAAAAAUGUCUACGACAGCAGCAACACCUCCUACUGCCCCCGUGAUGAAAUUCGCUUUUGUUCCAAAGGUGAAAUCACCUCCACCAGGUGCUCCGACUGCUUCUUCAUCAGCUCCCACUGCUGCUCCUCCUCAGGUCAGAGCUACUGUAGCUCAGCACAAGGUGCAGGCAGCUAUGGAGAAGCCAAAGCUGCCAAAAAGUGAAAAUAUCAUCAACGAGGAUACUUACGACUUGUUUGAGGCUGCAACUAAUGUGGCAACACGACGGCGCAAGAGUCUCGUCGAAAUGAAAGCCCGCAAGGAACAGCAAGCGAAAAGCGCACAGGAAGUGAAAGAAACGGCAGCUGUUGCUCCUAAAGCGGUCCCCAAAGGCGAUGGUGCUUCGGCAACUAAGAUUCGAAAUGCACUUGGCAAUGCAACAAAUCUCCGUAAGGACAGUCCUUCGCCAAAACCAACGGACUUAGAGAAACCAUCAAAGCGCUAUAGCGCAAGAAGGAAAACGCAGGAAAUUGUCAAUGAGUCAGCUGAACCUAAAAUCAAAAAGAGGAAACAGCUGUUCAAGCGGAAUAGGUUUACACGAGAUCCACAUGAUAUUGACAUCUUGCUAGGAUGGGAGAAAGAGAACACUUUCGAAUUGAUGGAGGAAAUGUUUGCGAGUGCCGGUAAGGAACGAGUAAAUGCCUCUACGAAUAAGAAAGUGAAACGUGCUCCGGCAUCAAAGAUCUGGAUAAGUGAUCUGACUGACAUCGACAAGAUCUACAAAGCAUCAGAGAUCAGGGAUAUCAUCGCGUCAGCGAACGAUGUGAAAAGGCAAGCCAUGUGUGCGAACAACAAUAUGCGCAAUAAUACUCUACGCAAACCAUUUUGCUUUGCAUCAUAAGAUGAGAGUGGAAGUGUAUAUAAGCUUUAAACUAUAAUUUCCCAGAUAUUCUGAUAAAUUUAUGUGUUAUGUGUUUUAGUUGUGUACCUGUCCUUAUUUGUGUGUUCAUGUCCUUGUGUAUGUGUUGCGUGUAUCUUCAUAUCUGUAAAAAAAAACUGUUUUGUAAACAAGUCUUUAUUUUCACACU